GCACCUCGUCGUUCCCUCCAACUUUUUUUCUUUAUUUUACGAUUAGUUUUCUUAUUAAAGUUUUCCUGCGUGAAGGAGAAGGAAAUAGUAAGCCACCAACACCUGUUUUGAAGGUUGACGACAGACAGACAGUAGACAAAACAACGAUGAAAGACCUGGUGGUGGUGAUAAUGGUGGGGGUUACAGUGUUCUCCUGUCAACCAACAAAUGGAGCCAACCUGUUCACCGCCUUCUCUCGGAGUUUCGGCCCGACGGAACCAGUGACUUUUACUACAGUCCGCCGUGCUGGGGAUUACGAAGAGAGACUGUACCAAGCUAAAUUCUGGGCGUGUACAGAGCACCAUGGAGCACAGUACACCAUCGAUGACAAAUUGGAGUUGUUCUAUCGCCUCUUUGCCUACAUUGGUGGCAAGAAUUCAAAGGGAGAAAAACUGGUGCUGGGGAUUCCUGUAUCAAUAGAGCACAACAUUAGUGACGAAGAACACAUUUUCAACGCCUGCUUCUUCAUCCCAGAGGCUGCCCAGGCUGACCCACCUACACCCACUGAUCCCAAUGUCCAUAUAACACUUCGCCCUCAGAUGACCAUCCUCACCAGACGCCUUGGGGGGUACGCUACAGACGAGACUACCUGGAACACAGAGACGGAGAAACUAACAAGCAUUAUAACAGCAGCUGGUGAACAUGUUAUUCCCAACCACGUCUUCUGGAACGCCUACGACCCUCCCUUCAAAUUCUGGAAUCGUAGGAAUGAAGUUUGGUUGGUGAAGGAAUAACAAUGGACCUAUGCAAGAAUUCUGGAAUACCUGGAAUAUACAAAGACUCCACUGGUACAGGGGAUAAUGCGGGUAUCUUUCAUACUAUGUCCUGGGGAAGGUGUUAUCCAGUGUGACAAUUAUCAAUAAUGGCAGGUUUUAUCCAGAUCAUAACAGAUUAAAAAAAAAAAAGUAAUAUUGAAUAGACUAUAGUUAAGUGGUAGUUAUAGUUAGCCAAGUGAGUAAUGAUGUUAGUCAAUUAUGAGAGAAAAUACAAUGGGUUGUCAAAAUCAUACGUUGUUAUAUUGUCAGAUUAUCGAGAUAUUUUGGGGUCAUAUGCAUCCUGAGGUAUAGUUUGUAAUGCUGUCUCCCCCAAAUCCAGCUCCAUUGUUUUGAAAUAUGAUGAAUACUUUCCAUGACUGAAACUAAGAAUCUGCCCUACUAAUUUACUCAUGUUAAAAGUAUACAAACAACAAAAGAGCAUCAACAUUACACUGAGAGACUACUGUAACUUUAUACCUCCACUAAACAAUGAGACUACCUUAACUAGACACCCUCAGUGAAGGUAUCUAGUUAAGGUCGAGUCUUGAGUGUAAUUCUAAAGCCUUUUUUGGGAAUUACCUGUAACUUUUGUAUUCUAUCACGUCAGCCAGUUGACUCGAGGAACCCGUUUAGCUGUACAAUACAUGUUCUAAUAACAAUGAGAAAAUAUAACCUAACUAUCUUUGAGAUUCUUGGCCCAUAAAUUUCAACAAAACCCACAUAAAUUUUUAUGAACAUAUAAUAUUACUUUUGGUCAAAUAUAUAAGAAACUACUGGA
Molecule: messenger RNA, 1572 nt
Organism: Homarus americanus (American lobster)
Lineage: Eukaryota; Metazoa; Arthropoda; Malacostraca; Decapoda; Nephropidae
Product: heme-binding protein 1-like
Exons: 7
Coding region: 147-773 (208 amino acids)
Source: RefSeq, a predicted model, not a curated record